GAGGCCGUAAAGAAUUGAAAAGGUGAUGCAAUUCUUGAAGAUUGAAGAUAUAUGACCAAUUCUCUUUGCGUAUUGAGAAGGCCUCUCGACAAGAACAUCAGCAAGCACCAAUACCUGUAACUGUAGGUCCCUAUUCAGCAACCGCAGUUCCUUCUUGUAAUCUACACAAAGAUAUUCAUCAAUAAAACAAAGAGUAAGACAGAUAAAAAGAAAGCAUCUUUCAUAUAACUUUAUAAAACCAAUGUCAUGUAAUAAUAAGUGUUGAUUCCAAUUAAAGGGAUUAAGAAAAACCAUCCUCAUCAAGCCAAUAUAACAUUUGCAUUUGAGUAUGAUUCCAGUUAAGAAGAAUGACAUACGUACCAACAUUUGAACCUUUGGUUAAAAAAGACUCCACAUUCCACACUCCACAGCAGAAGAACGACAUCGUUUCAAAUUCCGCGGUUAAGUAAGGCUCCGCACCUUUGGGCCGGGCUUUUUACUUAUGGAACAUAUCCGUAGGAUUUUCCGACCAAAAGAAAAAAAAAAAAAAAAAAAUUUAGAAUGCAUGCAUCUAACUUUGGUAAUAAAUUCGAAACUUCUCUCUUUCGACGUGGCUUAACCACUCAUCUCAAUUUCUCUCGCGGUCUAGAUUCUCUCCGCUUCUAUGUCUUUCCAGAGAAAAUCCGGGACAGCGAUUCACGUCGCUCUAUCUUCAAUCGUAUUCUUCUUCUUGGACCUCAUUGACGCGAUUCUCUGCGUCGUUUACAAGUUCGUCGACGAGAUUUUGGAAGGAAAAUCAAGAGACUGUUACUGCACGGCGGCAGCGGCUUCUCAAAUUCAAACCACCUGUGAAAAUGAAUUGUCAGAGACUUUAUUCCGGAGGAGAAACAUUUUCCAGGAAAUGUGGUUUCUGGGAUUCGCUAGAAAAUUCAAAUCCAAGCUUUCUCGGGAAAUGAAAAUUUCUGAGAUUCACGAGUCGGUGAAUAGAUGGUCAGACUGUGGAUGCCAAUCUUGCAAUUCGUGGACGAAGAACGAAGAUGGGAAUCUUCACGUCGUGGUCAAAGAUUCUACUUCUCCAGAAACAGAGUACUCUGUUCAAGAACCGUCUGAGAAUGUAAUAUUUAUACAUGGUUUUAUGGGUUCAUCACAUUUUUGGACUGAGACUGUGUUUGAACUCAUUAAGAAAGAUGAUUAUAGGCUCUUCGCUAUCGAUCUUUUGGGAUUCGGGGAUAGUCCUAAGCCAAGGGAUAGUUUCUAUACAUUGAGAGAUCAUGUGGAGACGAUAGAGAGAUCUGUCAUUAAGCCGUGUCAAUUAGAUUCAUUUCAUGUAGUUGCACAUUCGAUGGGUUGCUUAAUUGCUCUUGCUUUGGCUGCUAAACACUCCAACAUUGUUAAAUCCGUCACUCUUGUUGCACCGCCUUAUUUUCCUUCAUCGGUUGAAGGAUCAGUCUUGAAUCGAAUCGCUAAAAAGCGGUUGUGGCCGCCGCUUGCGUUUGGAACAGCGGUGAUGUCUUGGUAUGAACAUAUUGGUAGAUGCGUAUGUUUCAUAAUCUGCAAGCAUCACAAGAUAUGGGAGUGGCUAAUCAAGCUAUAUAUGGGUAAAAGGGAGAUUCCUUGGAAGAUAAAGGACAUAACAAGGCACACACAUCACUCUGCAUGGCAUAGUAUGCACAAUGUGAUAUGUGGUGGCUCCAAAUUUGCUGAUGAACAUCUCGAAACCCUAAUAAAUUCUGGCGUUAAGAUUCACUUGAUGCAAGGCGACCGCGAUAAAAUCGUUCCUUCACAUUGCUCUAGCAACAUGAAGAGGAGAUUUCCGUCGGUGGAAGUGGAUAUCAUCGCUGGUGCUGAUCAUGAUAGUAUGAUAAGUGGAAGAGGAGAAGAGUUUGCUGAGAAAUUGGAGAGCAUUUGGUGUUCAUGUAGAACAGUUUCAGUUACUUAAAACAUUGAAUAAACUCAGUUUGAUACAAAAAUAAACAAGAAACAGAAUCUUGUUCUUCUCUUUGACCUAAACGAAUGGAUGCAAAACUGGGAACAUAAGCGAGAAUGACGUCGACUGAAUUCUUUGAGUCGGAUUGAAAGAUGAAGUCUAUUGUUGUUGGGCCAUUUAAUGGGGGCCAAAAUGGAGUCCAAUUAUCGAUUGUACCAUACUACCAUGUACUCACAUCGAUAAAUUUAUAGUCAAAUCCAUGGUUCUUUGACUGCAGUUGAGAAGAAUUUUCCUCUAUACACUCAACGUCAAAGCCAAGCUACCCUAGAAUUUUCCUCUAGGCAAGGGAUCGAUUCCCCGCAAGCGCGCAAUUGUUAGAUCUCCACUUGGCCACAUGGAUAUGGGCCCUUGCUUUCGGCCCAUUUGCAUACCCGGAGAGAGAGUCUAUCUGUGGGCUGCACCUCCCCCAGGAGAUUAGUCUGGGCCCCUCCAUAAGUCUGGGAUUCCCCUGAGUUAUCAAAAAAAAAAAAAAA
Arabidopsis lyrata subsp. lyrata is the source of this 2439-nucleotide messenger RNA. Its product is annotated as probable lysophospholipase BODYGUARD 4. The record is from RefSeq and is a predicted model, not a curated record. NCBI's taxonomy places the organism in Eukaryota, Viridiplantae, Streptophyta, Magnoliopsida, Brassicales, Brassicaceae. The coding region runs from base 644 to 1918 and encodes 424 amino acids. The transcript has 4 exons.